This is a messenger RNA of Ornithodoros turicata, 3228 nucleotides long. RefSeq lists its product as uncharacterized. NCBI's taxonomy places the organism in Eukaryota, Metazoa, Arthropoda, Arachnida, Ixodida, Argasidae. Gene Ontology annotation, molecular function: metal ion binding. The transcript has 22 exons. Bases 1 to 3042 code for a protein of 1013 amino acids. The record is from RefSeq and is a predicted model, not a curated record.
AUGGAGAAUUUCAAGCGAGUGUGUGAUGUUACCACUGACGCUAAUUUACAUUUAGUGAAGUAUAAGUCGUCAAGAACAGGCAUAACAGUGUUUACUGCGAAGUAUGGUGGACCAUUGGUCACUGGGCAUCUCUGUUUCGCCACUGAAGCACAGGACGACGACGGCCUUCCGCACACACUGGAGCACUUAGUGUUUAUGGGCAGCGAAGAUUAUCCCUAUAAGGGCGUGCUUGACCAGAUAGCGAACAGAUGCCUGGCGUCAGGGACAAACGCGUGGACAGACAUCGACCAUACCUGUUAUACAAUGACGACAGCUGGUGCACAGGGGUUCCUUAAGCUUUUGCCAAUUUACAUGGAUCACGUGUUGUAUCCGAUUCUUACGGAAGCGGCGUAUAUCACAGAGGUCCACCAUAUCAACGGAGAAGGAGAAAAUGCUGGAGUGGUAUUCUGCGAAAUGCAGGCCAGGGAGAACACAGCGGACAGCCGAUGCAUGUUACAUUUGCUUCGUGUGAUGUUCCCAGAAGGCUGUGGCUACCAUUACGAAACAGGAGGCCUACUUAAACAGCUGCGUGGGAGCACCACCAAUAAAAAGGUUCGAACGUAUCACCGAGCCUUCUAUCGCCCAGAAAACCUCUGCAUCGUAGUUACUGGCAACGUGACGGCGACUGAACUGUUCACGGCUAUAGAACCUAUGGAACUGAAGAUUAUCCGCAAGGGAUCCAGGACCCCAUUCAUUCGACCCUGGCAAGAUACAGUUCCUCCGCUUGCUGCGGGGGUGGACAUGGUUGUGAAAUAUCCGUCCGAUAUUGUAGGACACGGCGUUGUCUACGUUGCAUUCAGGGGCCCUAUGGUACAGAAUUUACAAGACAUUGCUGCCUUGAUUAUCCUCCAAGAUUACUUGACGAGUUCAUCUGUGUCUCCACUGCGGAAAUACCUGGUUGAGGCGAAAGACCCUUUGUGUACAGCGAUAACAGCACGCUUCAUCGAAAGUUCGCGAACGUGUUUCUACUUCAUCUUCGAAAACGCAGAGAAAAGCAGACUAUUUCACGUGAAGGACAUAAUGAUGAAGAUUGUAACAGGUCUGGCAAGCGAUCAUUCGCAUUUGAACAUGGAGCGCAUCGCCGCCGUAAUUCAGAAGCGAAAGUUGCGUAUCCUGAACCAGAUGGAAACCAUACCUCAUGAAACUAUCGCCAGCAACAUCAUUGGCGACUUUCUUUAUGGUCACACGGUAGCAGAUUUGAAGAAGCGGAUGUGUCAAGUCCCUAUAUUCAUGUCGCUGCUGUCGCGGGACGAAAAAUUUUGGACGUGUUUGCUUGAGAAGUACAUUAUAAACAACAGCGUUGUUUGCGUCCUUGGUGUACCAAGUCCUGCACUGCUGAGCAGGCUGGCGAAGAAGGACGGUCAACGCACUCAAUACCAACGUGAAUUUCUUCAAGAAAACGGCUUGAAGAGGAAAGCUACGCAACUGGAGAAAGCCAUUGCAGCACACAAGAAGACGCCACCCAAGGAGCUCCUUCAGUCGGUGAAGAUACCUUCGCUUUCUUGCAUCAGCUAUCAUUAUAUAAGACGUUCAUGCAGCGACACGAAUCCUAGCGUAUUCAGGGACUUCGAUCUCCGAGAUAUGCCCUAUCGUUUUGAGCUUGACCACGUGGACAGCAGCUUUGUCUCGCUAGCAGUAAUAAUGGACAGCAGCAACUUGCCUCGAGAACUCCGCUUAUAUCUUCCACUCUUCUUGGAGCUCUUGCUACAGUCCGCGGUUUCAACGAAAUCAGGAAGCGUGUCACAUGACGUGGUGGCGCAACGCAUCGAAGCAGACUUACUGCACAUUGCAACAACCUUGGGUUUUGAAAAUGGACAUAGAUUUUUCUGUGGGUCGCAUUCUCACUGCGCAACACUUUCUCUAUUGUUGGAUAUGGACAAGUACUGUACGGCGGUGCAAUGGAUUAAUGACUUGCUCACUGGCGUCAUCUUUGACACAAACCGAAUCGUGGUGGUUGCAAACAAGAUGCUCAGGGACGCCGUCAAAAGGAAGAAGAUUGGUCCCAAGAUUGUCAGCACCAUGAUUCGCGUGCUAUGCUUCCCUCCAAACAGCAAUCAGUCAACCUCCUCAAUUUUACAGCAGCAAUUUUUUCUGCAGUCUGUGCUGAAAGACCUAAGUGUUAACCCUCACAAGGUUGUUUCUGACUUGGAGGCACUACGUUGUACGCUUGUCUCUCCAGAGAAAAUCACAAUUCAUAUGUCGGCAAAUGUUUACCGUCUUGCAAAGAUGGGAGACGUCAAGGCACCGUGGAAAUCAUGCCUGAUCACUGAAAAUAGACGUACCACGAUAAGAAAAGAGGAAGUGCAGUGUAAUUCUCCCCUACUUGGCGAUGACAGACGUUACCCCAGAGGCGUGAUCACUGCCGUUGGUAGCGUUGACACUGCCUUCCUCAUGCUGUGCACGCCAAGCAUCACGUCUUACGCGGGACCAGACUUGCCGCCUUUACUCGUGGCAAUACAGUACCUGGUACAGUUAGAGGGCCCAUUGUGGCGUAAAAUCAGAGGACAAGGUUUAGCUUACGCAGUUGAUAUGUUUCUGAAGCCUUGCGACGGCCUCCUGUAUUUCGUCGUUUCCAGGGCUACAUUAGUUGCUUCCUCCUAUAAAGAAGCGAUGAAUAUUGUCGAACUCCACACAAACGGGCGCCAAGUCUGGGACGACAUUAUGCUGGAAUCCAGCAAAAGCAGUCUCAUAUUCGAAGAGAUCAAGAAAGGAAAGUCCAUCAAUGACGUUGUCCUGCAGUCUAUAUUGGCAUACCGCAGAAACGUUAAUAUGGACUAUACACGUACUUUGGUGAAGAAAAUUUCACUUGUCAAGCUGGAGGAUGUGAUACGUGUCAGCAAGACAUACCUGCCACAGCUAUUUGAUCCGUUGAAAUCCAAAUUAGCGAUUUGCUGCCAUCCUGCGAAGGUGGAAGAAACUGUUGCACGUUUUGCCGAGAUGUCCAGGCAUUUGACUAUAGUGUCUUCCCCCGAGGACGAGAGGCUCCUUGCAAACCUCAAAUGAUAGGGUUGCAGGAAGAUGCGAGUGCUCCAUAGGAAUGUCACAUAACCUGUUCGAAUCGUACAUUACUGAAAUUGGAAUGUUAUUGUUAAUUGCAUAUAUGCAUCUGCUUAAAUUUGCAGUAGCAAGCACUAGACUGCACAAUGAAUUUGGCCGUUUGCGAAUGAAUAAAGCAUUCUUUAUUUUUUA